Messenger RNA from Dama dama (fallow deer), 834 nucleotides. RefSeq names its product inactive caspase-12-like. Lineage: Eukaryota; Metazoa; Chordata; Mammalia; Artiodactyla; Cervidae. The transcript has 8 exons. Gene Ontology annotation, biological process: proteolysis. Gene Ontology annotation, molecular function: cysteine-type endopeptidase activity. The record is from RefSeq and is a predicted model, not a curated record.
AUGGCAAAAGGCCUCUGUCCUGGAGUUGGUCGGUCUCGUGAAAAAAAGAGUGUAGAGAAAACAGGAAGAGAGAGGCCAAUAUUCCUCAGGUAUCGAGCAUGCACACAUGCUAAUCAAUAUGGUUCUGAAGUUGACCUUUUGGGAAUGCAAGAUUUACUUAAAAACCUUCGGUACUCUGUGGUUGUUAAAGAGAAUCUCACAGCUCAGGAAACAGAUACAGCACUAAGGGAAUUUGCUGCUCAGCAAGAACACCAAUCCUCAGAUAGCAUUUUCCUGGUAUUUAUGUCACAUGGAGUCCUGAAUGAAAUUUGUGGGACAAAGCACACGGAAAAAGAGCCAGACAUUCUUCAUGAUAAUACCAUCUUCCAAAUUUUCAAGAGCAAUCACUACCAGAGUCUAAAAGACAAACCCAAGGUCCUCAUCAUGCAGGUCUGCCGAGGCAAUGAAUAUGGAUGUCUUUUUCAGAAGGUGCUGGGUGUUUGGGUGACUGACACAGGAAAAGACUCUGCAUAUAAGUAUGACCAGUUCUUGCAAUAUUCCAUCUGGGAUGCUGCUAUUAAAAAAAGCUAUGUGUCAAAGGACUUCAGUGGUUUCAAAUCUUUGCCUCCAUAUAAUGUUUCUUGGAGAUGUGACACAAAUGUUCCUCUCUUUAUUUGCCAACCUAUCUAUUACUUCAAAGAAUAUUCUUGGUGUCAUCAUCUGAAAGAGAUUUUUUUGAAAGGUAGGGAUCUUCUUGUUCAACAUUCAUUUGAUACUCCAAAUGUACCGACCCAGAUGCCUGUGAUUGGAAAAGGAUCCAUGACAUGAUAUUUCUACCUCUUCUCUGGGAGUUAA